UUGUUAUAUAUUGGCCAACAAUAUACAAGGCAUUCAUCACUUUCAAAGAAAAACAAGUAUACAGGGAGCAAAAUGGCCUGUUGGUCAGCUGAAAGUGCAACGAAAGCCUAUCUCAGAGCAAUAAAAAUGGAAAAGAGAGCUAAAGAGCCAGAUGUAUCAGAAUUCAUUUCAGCACUUGCUGCAGGAAACAACGCGCAAUUGAUGGUUGUUGCAUGUGCUGCUGCAGCUGACUCCACCACACUAGCCCUAGUGGCUGCAGCCCAGCAAACUGGUGGCACAGUCAUUUGCAUCCUUAGUGCUGUUGACAAACUAAUUCCAUCACUAAAAUUUCUACACAAUAACGCGAGACAUGUUGAGUUUGUCAUUGGAGAUGCCAAAACUCUACUAAUAAAUUACUACAGAAGAGCAGAUUGUAUAGUAAUUGACUGUAACCUCAACAACUGUGAAGGCAUUCUUAAAACAGCACGAAGAAUCAGGGAAAUUGCCAUCGUUUUGGGGUACAAUGCGUUGCGAAUGGGCUCAUGGAGAUGCCAAAGCUUUAAUGCUCAUUUGUUACCCAUAGGAGAAGGCUUAUUGGUGACUAAAACGACGCAUAAAGGCAGUAGCUUUGGCGUUUCAGGGAAAAAGAGCCGCUGGAUUGUCAAAGUAGAUAAAUGCACAGGGGAAGAGCAUGUCUUCAGGGUCAGAUCUUCACAUGGAAAUCCUGUUGAAGCCUAGAUUUCGAUUUAGUGUUGUUUGAUAGAUUGUAGAUAGAAGAGAUUGAAUCAUUUUAACAGUAGUAUACACUUGGCCUACUGCUAUUGCUGAUUCAUUGAGGAUUGUCAGGGUCAAAUUUUUGAGUUUCUUCCAUACAUCAUAGUCCAACUAUAUAUGCAGUCAAAACAAUCACGUUGUGGCCAUAUAAAUCAUCUGCCAAUGAGAGCUAUAUGCUAAGUUUCACUUUGUUUUGAAAUGGUAAGGAUAGAUUACAAAAA
Nicotiana attenuata is the source of this 974-nucleotide messenger RNA. RefSeq lists its product as uncharacterized. NCBI's taxonomy places the organism in Eukaryota, Viridiplantae, Streptophyta, Magnoliopsida, Solanales, Solanaceae. Bases 73 to 717 code for a protein of 214 amino acids. The record is from RefSeq and is a predicted model, not a curated record. The transcript is spliced from 2 exons.